CUUGUGUCAUACUCGUUUCUCAAGCUCGAGCCUCAAGCUGUUUAUACACCGCAUGCAUCCACAUCCGGGCGGGCCGAUUUCAUUGUAUUACCACCCGAGGCGGCCAAAAUUACUCAGGUGACCUUCCUGCCUGACCGAUUUAUUGUAUAAUAUUAUACAAUACAAAAGUUCUGAGACGAAGGGCAUCAACCAUAUCUCCCAGGUUGAUCUUCCACUGUAACCUCUCACCAAAGGCUUUCUAUCGUUGAUAUUUGGCAAUACCUCUUUUCGCAGGAAAACUAAUGGAUACCAUGAACGCUGUCCGCUACAAAGCUCCGCGGCAAUUCAGCAUGCAAACUGUACCGAUUCCCACAAUAAAUGACGAUGAGCUCUUGAUCAAAGUCUCAUGCUGUGGCAUAUGCGGAACCGACGGGCAUGUACACGAGGGAGAAUUCAUCGCGAAGUUUCCUCUAAUCCCUGGUCACGAAGUAAUUGGGAGAGUCGCUAAAGUCGGUUGUAACGUCACAGGGUUCGCUGAAGGUGACCGAUGCGUUGCCGACCCAGGGGUUACCUGCGAGACAUGUUUCUAUUGUAGACGGGGACAAUCUCUACUAUGUGAGAACUUCAACGGCAAAGGAGUCACGAUGGCAGGAGGAUUUGCUGAAUAUGUCGUAUUCGAGGCUAAGAAGACUUACAAGAUCGAGCACCUCACCGAUGAAGAAGCAACGCUUGUCGAACCUGCUGCCUGCGCAAUUCACGGGAUGGAUAAGCUCAACGCGCCCGUAGGCAUCGAUGCCUUGGUGAUCGGUGCUGGUCCUACCGGGUUGAUUCUCGCACAACUGCUCAAACUGAACGGCGCUGCCAACGUUGUUAUUGCUGCCAACAAGGGCAUUAAGACUCAGAUUGCACAGGAUCUAGGGGCUGGUGACGUGUAUGUUGAGCUUGAUAGAGAAAAUCCUGCACCUCAGUGGGAACAACUAAGGAAGAACCAUCCGUAUGGGUUUGAUGUGGUCGUUGAGGCUACUGGUAAUGAGGAGGUCGCGAAUGACUCCAUCAAUUACGUCCGGCGGGGCGGUACUCUCAUGAUCUACGGCGUCUACUCUGAUAGCGCUCGUGUUCACUGGUCCCCUUCCAAGAUAUUUGGGGAUGAGAUCAAGAUCAUUGGUUCAUUUGCUCAAACUCAUUGCUUCCCUCGAGCCGUAGCGUACCUUGACAGUGGUAAAGUGAAAGUAAAGGGCAUGGUCACUGACGUGUUCAAGAUCAGCGAAUAUCAGCAGGCACUUGAUAAAAUGAACAGUAGAACCGCCUUGAAGAUUGUAGUGAAACCGUGAUCCCAAGUUGUGUCCAGGAUCCUUCUCACCACUGCUGGAGGGACAAGUAAAGGAGGGGUCUGCGAGUAGCAUUAUUAUUAGAAGCCCACACCUUCAAAUUUAUUUCAGUUUAUCCCCCCAAUUAACCUCUCCGGCAUCAGCUACCAGCAGAGUGUGAAACGUCUGUAGCAACAAUUACACCAGGAGCACUUCUGAGAAAAUGAGAAAAUAUUGUAUUGGAG
This is a messenger RNA of Suillus bovinus, 1531 nucleotides long. RefSeq names its product chaperonin 10-like protein. The record is from RefSeq and is a predicted model, not a curated record. Lineage: Eukaryota; Fungi; Basidiomycota; Agaricomycetes; Boletales; Suillaceae. The transcript is spliced from 10 exons. Gene Ontology annotation, molecular function: oxidoreductase activity; zinc ion binding. Bases 282 to 1310 code for a protein of 342 amino acids.